Messenger RNA from Trypanosoma cruzi, 251 nucleotides. Its product is annotated as GDP-mannose 4,6 dehydratase, putative. Gene Ontology annotation, molecular function: GDP-mannose 4,6-dehydratase activity. The transcript has a single exon. NCBI's taxonomy places the organism in Eukaryota, Euglenozoa, Kinetoplastea, Trypanosomatida, Trypanosomatidae. The annotation marks the transcript as partial. The record is from RefSeq and is a predicted model, not a curated record. Gene Ontology annotation, biological process: GDP-mannose metabolic process.
AUGGCGUCACUGUCCAGGCGGCGUGUCGCCAUAAUCACCGGUAUCACCGGACAGGACGGGUCGUACCUUGCGGAGCUGCUCCUUAGCAAGGGAUACGAUGUGCACGGCGUCAUUCGGCGGUCUUCGUCCUUUAACACGGGCCGCAUCGACCACAUCUAUCGCAAUGAGCAUCUCACGCUCCACUACGGCGACAUGACAGACGGCACGGUGCUGCACCACCUCAUUGCGCAGCUGAAGCCCGACGAGGUGUA